ACCACGAGAUCGCCAACAAAUAUAUCUUGUUUCAUCUGUCAACAGACUUAUGGUUUUCGGCUUACGGAAUCGAUAUCUUCUUCAAAUCGAUAUCUUCUUGUAGUGGUGAUCAUAGUCAAUAGCGACUCGACGCAAUCUACAAGUGCACCAGCUUUUGAUUCCGCGGGAGGGCAAAAUUUAUGAUAUAAUUCGGCAGAAUAAUCCAAAGGCUAAGAAUUUCUUCUUAAAUUUCAAAAACAAGAUGCAGAAUGCAAUUUCGGUGAUUGACUUAAUGUGCAGCUGAUAGGUCGGUUGACUGCAGGAAUUAAUAUUACAGAUCUUAAAAGAGAGCUGCUAAAAAUGCCACACUGUUCUUUUCAAGAUGCUAGAUUUCCAUGUAUCAGCUGUGGAGCAGUGAGUGUGCCUAAUAUUCAGUCGGGAAAAAUUUCUAACACUUUGCUCAAUCGCUAUAAUGUAAUACACUCUCAGUAUCGUUCGAUCUCGCAUUUAUUUAAUACCUGUUAUCGUGUAAAUAUGAAAGGUGACUCAACAAGGAAUUGUAAUGCAAAUCACAAAGGUGAGAACAAGCUUGGUAAAUGUAUAUCCUGUGGCGAAUUUCAUUCGCGUACUUCAGACGCAUGUCGUAACGCUAAAUGUUUCAAAUGUGGUAAAAUUAAACACAUUAAGUCAGUAUUUAAAAUUGAAGUUCAUUUCGCUACAAGCAAUGCUAAGUCUUGUAAUUUAAACAUCAUUGACUCGGGUGUUACUAAUGAUUACAUACACUUAUCUGCCAUUUGUAAACGAUUAUAUGUCUCCCUUGGUUCAUUCCAUGACUAUUUUCUUAAUACAAGAAGUAUACAGCCCAUUAUUUCAUUCAAGAACUAGAUACCUUUAGAUUUCGAAGCUGUGCUACGAAACACCGAAGUUUCAACAUUGGAGAUUACUUACUUAUUUACUUACGCCUGUUACUCCCA
Messenger RNA from Schistosoma rodhaini, 953 nucleotides. The record is from the annotation of a GenBank genome assembly. Lineage: Eukaryota; Metazoa; Platyhelminthes; Trematoda; Strigeidida; Schistosomatidae.